ACCGUCAUACGAUGGAGAGGAAUUGUGUAUUUACUAACCUGUCUGUUGAUUUUUCUCUAUUUUCUUUUAUGAGAGGGUAAUUGUCUUGAAAAUAGUGAUUACACUGAGAGAUAAAUUAAUUAUCUUUUGUUUCCAUAACAGAAUGUGUACAUUAUUAUUGUAGAUAGAUUUUUUAGAUCGAUCCAAAAUAAUCCUUCUAAUAUAUAUCUCAGCCAGGGAUUGAUAUUGUUUACAGAAAAAAAAUAUCUUGUGAAAGGCAUUUCAAGUCAUGAGUAUCUUCAGCAUUAGUGAUUUUAAUAGGUAGAAAUUUUUUUUUCUCAGCGCAUGAGGUAAUUUAUUAAAUCAAAAACCAUGAGUUCACCUACGUUGAAUGAUUAUACGAUUCUCGAGAAAAUCGGCACUGGAAGUUAUGCCACUGUUCAUAGGGCUGUGAAAAAGGGCGGCAAUCGGGAGAUUGUUGCAAUCAAAUGUGUAGACAGUACGAGCCUCUCGAAAUCAGCGAUUGAGAAUCUUCUGUGUGAAAUAAACUUGUUGAAAAUUCUGAAACACGAGAAUAUCGUCAGAAUGGAAGAUUUUUUCUAUCACGAAGGUCGGAUUUAUAUUGUAAUGGAGUACUGCAACGCAGGGGAUUUAUCCAGCUUUAUAAAAAGGAAAAGUCAAUUACCGGAAACAGUCUGCCGCAAAUUUCUUCAGCAACUAGCCCUUGCACUGAGGUACAUGCGUUCUCAUAACGUGUGUCACAUGGACUUGAAACCGCAGAAUUUACUGUUGACCACGAAACCUGUCUUGACACUCAAAGUCGGAGAUUUCGGUUUCGCCCAGUAUCUGUCGACCUCGGAGUCCAAAUUUUCGAUACGUGGAUCUCCUCUGUACAUGGCUCCAGAGAUACUUCUGCGUCAUGAAUAUGAUGCACGUGUUGAUCUCUGGAGUGUUGGGGUGAUAAUGUACGAAUGUCUCUUCGGGAAGGCUCCAUAUUCCAGCAGUAGUUUCGAGGAGUUAGGCGAGAAAAUAAAGACCUGUAAACCAAUUGAGAUCCCUAAAGGUUGCUAUAUAUCUCCUGAAUGUAAAAACUUGCUCACAUCUCUCUUGAAACACGAUCCAAACGAAAGACUGAGUUUCGCCGACUUCUUCGGCCACGAAUUCCUGGAUCUUGCCCACGCACCCACCGAGGAAAACCACGAAAAAGCUAUAACUCUCAUCCAAAGUGCUGUCAAGGCUGAUUCUGAAGGGAACAAGCAGGAAGCCUCCCACCUCUACUGCGAAGCCCUGAGAUACCUCAUCCCACAAUUAACAAAUGAAGCGGAUCCCAAUAAGAAAAAACACCUGAGGAUGCGCGUUAAUGAGUACAUUAACAGGGCAGAGAAGUUAAAAUUCAUGUGCAUGAGGAGUUCUAGCACUGAAGAAUCGAAUUCUCAGAGCAAUGAUGCCGAAAGGGUCCACAGCCUCCCGAGGAGAACCCUUAGAACCACCUCAGUGCCUUAUCGAGAAUUACGAAUUUUGAGUAAAAGUACGACAGACAUGGCUUCAGCUUUAGAAAUGGGGGAAACAGGGGAACAAUAUCUCGCAGAGGGGAGUUAUGACUUAGCGCUGGAAAGACUCAAGUCAUGCCUAGGAAUUCUAGUCCCUCUCAUCAACAAGGAGCCUCCUGGAAGGAGAAGAGAACUUCUCAAUCAUCAGAUACAAAUUUGGAUGAAGCAAGCGGAAUGUACAAAAGGCCUUUUGGCGACUCAGGUCGUGGAUGAUUAUCCAAAAGAGGUGAAACACCUGCACGAUCAAUGCUCACUACAAUAAAUUUUCAUUAUACACGUAAAAAAUAAAAGACUAAAAACAAACUCUUGAAUUAGUCCUAUUUCUAUAAGAUAAAUAUACAAAAUAUAUA
This is a messenger RNA of Fopius arisanus, 1879 nucleotides long. It is a transcript of the gene Aduk, whose product is annotated as Another Drosophila Unc-51-like kinase. Gene Ontology annotation, molecular function: protein serine/threonine kinase activity; ATP binding. Bases 352 to 1791 code for a protein of 479 amino acids. Gene Ontology annotation, cellular component: phagophore assembly site; autophagosome; cytosol. Lineage: Eukaryota; Metazoa; Arthropoda; Insecta; Hymenoptera; Braconidae. The record is from RefSeq and is a predicted model, not a curated record. Gene Ontology annotation, biological process: reticulophagy; peptidyl-serine phosphorylation; response to starvation. The transcript has 8 exons.